UGGAGAAGCAUGUGGCACUAGUAUGUCAGUGCUGGGGACUAGGUAAAGAGAGGAAGAAAUCGGUGAAGUCAGAAGUCUCGGGUGUUUCCCCUACGCUUGUUCUUGUCAGGAAUAUUACAGAGAAAAACUUCGGAAAUAAGUAUAUUAUUAAUACGGUGAUCAGUAUUUACUGUUAAAGUUAUUCUGUUCUAACGCUCGUGUAUUAAGUACAGUAUUCUGUGAUAGCGUGUUGUUAGCUAACACCCAACGCAGUAAUAUUCAUAUCGGGUUUAUUUGUGAAUAUCUGAAAAUAUACUGACAGAUAUACUAAUUGAAUCAAAUUUCUUUAUAACUGCUAUGAACAACUGACUUUACGAGGAUGUUUCUACUCGACUGUCUGCUGAAGUUCUGUCUUAUUUGAUCUUGGUUAUUCUGUCUGCAUAUUGUAAGCUGAUUAUUACAACUGAUCUGUAGCGAUUAUCUACUGAUGCAGGCAGGGCUAAUGUAGUAUCGAGUCUAGUAGUAGUACAGCAUGUAUUGAUCACUGGCACUCUGAGAUUCUGUGUUACGUUAGGGUGAAAUUCAACGUGGUUUUGAAUACAGCUGGUUCAGAACUCGAGCCUUCUUGACCACUACAACUAAGUCUUUGUCUGCCAGUGAUAGUAAAAGGAAAUCGUGCGUGAGUUCGGGCAAGGAAUAGUAAAGCAGAUAGCCACAAGGUGUAGAGAUAACACAUACGACUAACCGUGGAAAGUACUUAGUUGUGUCUACUACGACAAGCUGCAUUCUCGGCAGGCGUACCAUGGCGGCCGUAACCGCAGCCCUUUCCCCGCCCUGUGAGAGAGGGAAAAGUGGAGUUGAAGAUGAACUACGUGACCUGAGAACCGAUACCGAUGACGAACUACUAUCUGAUCCGGGAAUUGAAGUAGAGGAUGAUGCUGAUGUUAAUGGUGUGGAUAAUGAGACUGGUCAUAAGACUACAGGCACAGUUAAACAGAAUCUUUCGAAGCCUUCCCAAAGAAUGGACAGUUAUAGAUUAUCCAUGGCCAACCUAGAAUCCAGCCAAGAUGUAGAACUUGAUGCAAUAUUGGGAGAGCUUUGUGCCCUAGGGUCUCACUUUGACAGAGGCCAUGCAAGGAGCAUUUCAGGAGGUAGUGAUAGCUUGAGGUUAUCCAGUUGUGUUUCUGGAGCAACCCUAGAGAUUCAGGGAGUUGCCCAACAAAUUUCUCGUCAUUCUGGACAUAGUCGUUCUAGUUCAGGGGGGACUAAGACAAAGUAUGAAAUUGGAGGGUCUCAUGGAGAUGUGCUAGAUGAAAUGGGACGAACCCAGAAACAAGAUUUUGGUCUCAGAACGGAUAGUCCAGAUAAUGAUUCGGCUUUCUCUGAUAAUGUUUCAAUGCUGUCUUCAGAAUCGUCUGCCUCUUCAGGAGCUGGAGUAAACAGGAGUGAUGUAACUAGUCAAAAUAUCUGUGGCCGGAGUGGUCACAUACCCCAGACCACACUCUUAUCACAGGAUGAUCAGGCUCGAAUAAAGUCGGAGAAAAUCAAGCUUGCUAUGGAGAAAAUUCAAGAAUCUCAUAUCAAGAGGAUAUUCAUCAAAGCUUAUACUGAUGAUGAUUGUGCCAAAAGCUUAUUGGUCGAUGAAAGAAUGACUGUGGCACACGUGUGUCGGCUUCUUUCUGAAAAAAUCCAUACAAAGAUGGAUCCUCAAUGGGCAGUUGUAGAAAGAAAUUUUGAUUUACAGUUAGAUCGAAUCUAUGAAGAUCAUGAAAACUUGGUGAAGAACAUAUUAAUGUGGACUCAAGAUGCAACGCAUAAACUGCUGUUUCUCAAGAAAGAGGAAAAAUAUGAAGUUUUUUUAAAUCCAGAGGAUUAUCUUCUUGGCUGUACAUCUUCACAGAAAAGUCCUGACAUGGAUGAUGAAGGCAAAGCUACAUUACUUGAAGAAUUUUUCUCAGCAACUAGAAUAGCAGUUCCGGAGAUGGAAGGAAGCCUCUUUUUAAAGAGUGAUGGAAAAAAAGCAUGGAAAAAGUACUUUUUUGUCUUGCGAGCAACAGGGCUGUACUAUAAUCCUAAAGGAAAAUCAAAGCUCUCCAAAGACUUGGUGUGCCUAACCAGUUUUGAAGAAAAUAAUGUGUACAUAGGUUUUAAUUGGAGAAAAAAAUACAAGUCACCCACUGACUUUGGAUUUGCUAUAAAGAAUUCAGAAAUCCAGAUAAAAUGUUGCAGGAGUAUCAAAUUUUUGUGUGCUGAAGAUUCCCAUACCUUGAAGCUCUGGAUGACUGGAAUACGUAUAGCUAAGUAUGGUCACCAACUAAAAGAAAAUUAUGACGGUGUAAUAAGGGAUAUUGAUGAAGAAGAUAUUGAUACACUUGCUCAUGCACGCAGCUUUUCUGUUAGUUCUAUGGCUAAAACACUGUCCGUUACCUCUCGUGGAGUGGAAAUCCCUGAUUGUUGGGAGCCUUCAAUUAUUGAACAAAAGAUAACAUCCCAUUUAUCAGUUAGAAAAAAUUCACAGUUUAGGCAAAGUCAAGGAUCUGGUUCAGUAGGAAAUCGCAUAUCCUUUGAACGUCGCCCACACAGAAGUUCGGUCAUUCGACGAGACUCUAUUAAGUCUAGUGCCAGUAGCAGUAGUAGUGGAUGUUCUAGUGUAAGUACUCCUACAAAUGACCAAAUAGCCUUUGAAGCUGAUUUUCCUGUUGGGACCAUUAAACGUAAGCCAAGCAUGGCACCAAAAAUUCCCCUUACUAGUACAACUCGCACCAUAGCCAAACAGUCCAUGUCUGAUGACUCUUGCAACAAUGUUGUCAAUUUGGAUACAGUUCAGGAAAGUACCAGAAAUCUCAGCUCUGUCAACAACACUCUUGGCCGAAACACUAUAACCAGAAUGAGCUUACGGCGAUCUCAUACUGAGGAUAAAAUUGAUGUGAAUGAUGUGUCAAAAGUUUUUCAAAGAAAGCAUUCCAUUGAUUCGGGCACCUUAACAAAGCAGGUUGAAAAACUUCAGGCUAUUGCUAAUGGCACUAGUGUCAAAAUGUCUUCUGUUGACAGUUAUAAAGAAAUGGUGGUUAAUAAUUUCAGUGAUGUUGAUGACCUACCACUUCCUCCACCACCUCCAGAGCUUGAAACUAGGGAAGAAAUUGUCCAAAGAGGUAUUUUACCUUCCCCUCCACCAGAAGCUUUCAACAGUGAAGGUAGUACUCUCAGUUUGGACUCCCUACCUCCACCCCCACCACCACUUCAGUUGGAUGAUCAGGUUAGUUGGCCAAGCACAUCCAGCAUAAAUUCUCUACCACCUCCUCCUAGUGCAAAUACACAGAGCUUAGAAGAUAGUGGGUUGCUCCAAGAGGGUUGUUAUCCAACAAGUCAAGAUGAUUUGAAAUUUCCACAGAAUGCUCCCCUUGUACCACCAAAACCUAAACAACAUGGCAAAGAAUAUAGGUCAUCUGUAGGAGAUAGUCCUUACUCCUCUUUGCCUCAGGUCCUGGCAGAUGAGCAACGAGGUCAAAGUAACACUUCUCUUCGAUCUAGCCAAAAGCCACAACAGAAGGAAGACCUUGCUGAAACUAGCUCUUGUGGAAUUUCACCAAGUGCUGUAGCUCAGCAACAGUCCUUAGAACAUCCAAGAAGGUUCAAAAAUGGAUCUCAGAAAAGAGGUAUUUCAUUUUGUCAUAGUAAUACUGAACCACAGCUCCCAAACUCUGACAUUAGCAGCCCUACCCAGAUACCUAACAUUUACCAAAAACCAGAACCUCCCAUAAGAAGUGAAACUACCAGACUGUCGCAUCAGAUUCCAGCUAUAGACAAAGCUUCAUAUUCAAGAGGUAGCUGUAGUGGUCAAGGACAACUACAGCCAAUUAUUACUCCUCCUGAAUAUUUUCUCCGUGAUCUGCAACGUGUCAUGGAAAAGAAGUGGAAGGUCGCCCAACAAUUAUCAAUAGAUCUCACAGCAACUCCACAUCAAAUAAUGGGUUUCAGAGACCCUUGUUUUUUGCCCCCUGAAAGUUCUGCUAUCACCCAUGCACCUCUUCAUCUUCCUGAUUCCUGCCAUACCAAUCACCAUCCAAAACACCACCAUCAUCAUCAUCAUCACUCCCACAAAUCUACAGAUGGGCAUUCAAGGCAAACCUCUAUGGCAAAAAAAAAGGCACCUCCACCCCCUCCAAAACGGAGUGAAAGCACUCAUUUAACUAGAAGACAAUAACUUUCACUCAAAACAGUGUGUGAAUUGUUGAUUUUGUGAAUGUGAUUGUUUUUUAUUUGUAGUACGCUCUGCUUAACAAUGCAAAGUUUGUUAUAGAAGAGGUUAAUUUGCAAGAUGAGACUUAUUAGAUGGUGCUAUGAUAACUACCAUUAAAUUCCUGAAAAGGAUAACAAAAAAUUAAAUAAUUUCAGAAAAAUUGACCAUAAAGUUUUAUUGGAUUGUGAUAAAAGGGAAUAUUUAGUGUGAACUUUUUAAUUAAAGAGAAAUUUGUAUGUAAGUUAAAAAAAAUUAUUACAUUUGCCUGACCUGACAAGUUUUAUAGGUAUGGUGAGAAAUCGGUCAAGCCAAUUUUGUCUGGUUUAAAAAAAAAAAAAUCACUGUUAUGUGAAUGAACACUAUAGUUAAGAGUGUAUUAUAUUUGUUGGUUUUUUUACAAUGUAAAAUGUUUAUGUGAGUAUAUGUUCCUUUGUGAAGAUAGACUAUAAAAAAGAGAUCUUCAGUUAAACAGUUAAAAAUAUAUUACAUAUAUGUUAUUCUACUGCUAAAAAAAAGGGUAAAUUAAGAAACAAUACAAGUUAUUUUUAGUCAAACCAUUUUAUCUUAGUUAAAUCAAGUGGGCUGAAAUUUUGACUUUUUUUUUUAAGAAACUAGUAGUAUUUAAUUUGAUGCUGAGUUGAUUAUUUUAAUGAACCAAAGAGCUUUUCAAAUCCUGGUAGUUUCUAUUUAGUCACAGUUUUACAAGAAACGUUUAUUUUGCACAUUACUACUCCUAAUUUUUCAAGUAAGUUAAAAUAUACAUGAGUCAUGAGAUUAUUACUUUUGGACCUAUAUAUAUAUAUCUUGGACAAUACCCUUUGAACUUUACAAAAUAGUAUUAGUUUGAUAAUUUUUAGUUUUUAUUUUAGUUGUUUCAAUAGACCGUUUAAACUGAAAGUUGUUUGUAAUAGAAUUUUUGC
Molecule: messenger RNA, 5139 nt
Organism: Limulus polyphemus (Atlantic horseshoe crab)
Lineage: Eukaryota; Metazoa; Arthropoda; Merostomata; Xiphosura; Limulidae
Product: abnormal cell migration protein 10-like
Exons: 11
Coding region: 782-4183 (1133 amino acids)
Biological process (GO): signal transduction
Source: RefSeq, a predicted model, not a curated record